Sarcophilus harrisii (Tasmanian devil) is the source of this 6247-nucleotide messenger RNA. RefSeq names its product leucine rich repeat containing 1 (gene LRRC1). The transcript has 14 exons. Gene Ontology annotation, molecular function: protein binding. Gene Ontology annotation, biological process: neurotransmitter receptor transport, endosome to postsynaptic membrane; neurotransmitter receptor transport postsynaptic membrane to endosome. The record is from RefSeq and is a predicted model, not a curated record. The coding region runs from base 328 to 1902 and encodes 524 amino acids. Gene Ontology annotation, cellular component: postsynaptic membrane; postsynaptic density; adherens junction. NCBI's taxonomy places the organism in Eukaryota, Metazoa, Chordata, Mammalia, Dasyuromorphia, Dasyuridae.
GGUUGGAAGCCGGCUGCAGGCGCCUGAGGUUGCUGGGAGCGCUUCCUGACCUCCCAGCCCUCUAGUCAGCCGGGGCGAAGAAGGAGGGAAAGGAGGAGAACUACUGAGUUAAGAGCCUGCGUGGCCGGGGCUCACUGAGAGAGCAGGAGCAGCAGCAGCAGCAGCAGUAGUAGUAGUGAUAGUAGUGAGGCAGGAGGAGGGGGGCAUCAGAAACUCGAGAAGCAGACCCGGGAGGCGCGCUCUGCCCGGGACCCGCGGCAGCUUCGGGGCGGCGGCGGCGGCGGCGGCCGCAGCUGCUGCUGCUGCUGUUGUUUCCGUGCUGCUGCGAUGUUUCACUGCAUCCCCCUGUGGCGGUGUAACCGUCAUGUGGAAACCAUCGAUAAGCGCCACUGCUCCCUGGUCUACGUCCCGGAGGAGAUCUACCGCUACACCCGCAGUCUGGAGGAACUGCUCCUAGACGCCAACCAACUCCGCGAACUGCCCGAGCAAUUUUUUCAGCUAGUGAAAUUACGGAAACUUGGACUUAGUGAUAAUGAAAUUCAGAGGCUCCCUCCAGAAAUCGCUAACUUCAUGCAGCUGGUAGAGCUGGAUGUAUCUCGAAAUGAUAUUCCUGAAAUUCCAGAAAGUAUCUCAUUCUGCAAAGCACUUCAGAGAGCUGACUUCAGUGGAAAUCCAUUGACUAGGUUACCAGAAAGCUUUCCUGAAUUACAGAAUCUAACAUGUCUAUCUGUAAAUGACAUCUCACUCCAGUCCCUACCUGAAAACAUUGGCAACCUUUAUAACCUGGCUUCACUGGAACUAAGAGAGAAUCUACUUACAUAUUUGCCUGAAUCUCUCACCCAGCUACAGAGACUAAAGGAACUUGAUUUAGGAAACAAUGAAAUCUACCAUUUGCCAGAAACAAUUGGAGCACUCCUACACCUUGAGGAUCUCUGGUUGGAUGGAAAUCAGCUGGCUGAGUUGCCUCAGGAAAUAGGAAACUUGAAAAACCUGCUGUGUUUGGAUGUCUCGGAAAAUAAACUGGAAAGACUUCCUGAAGAAAUCAGUGGUCUAGCUUCCCUAACAGAUUUAGUCAUUUCUCACAAUUUACUGGAUGUUCUACCUGAUGGCAUAGGAAAGUUAAAGAAGCUGUCCAUCUUAAAGACUGAUCAGAAUAGACUCGUGCAGCUAACAGAAGCAAUUGGAGAAUGCGAAAGUCUUACUGAACUUGUUCUGACUGAAAAUCAACUUCUGACAUUGCCCAAAAGCAUUGGAAAACUAAAGAAGUUGAGCAACUUGAAUGCAGACAGAAACAAAUUAGUGUCCUUACCAAAAGAGAUUGGUGGGUGUUGCAGUCUCACUGUUUUCUCUGUGCGUGACAACAGAUUAACUCGAAUACCCUCCGAAGUUUCACAAGCAAGUGAACUUCAUGUCCUAGAUGUCGCUGGAAAUAGAUUACUACAUCUGCCUUUAUCCCUGACUAACUUGAAGUUGAAGGCUUUGUGGCUGUCUGACAACCAAUCCCAACCUCUGCUUACGUUCCAGACAGACACAGACUACGAAACAGGCGAAAAGGUUUUAACUUGUGUUUUGCUUCCUCAACUGCCUUUUGAACCUAGUUGUCAAGAGAAUUUGCCCCGCUGUGGGGCAUUGGAAAACUUAGUCAGUGAAAUGUCAGAUGAAACGUGGAAUGAACGGGCAGUCAACAGGGUCAGUGCAAUCCGAUUUUUAGAAGAUGAAAGAGAUGAAGAAGAUAAUGAAAUGAGAACACUCCUAAGGCGAGCCACUCCACACCCAGGAGAAUUAAAAAGUAUGAAAAAGACAGUGGAGAACUUACGGAAUGAUAUGAAUGCUGCUAAAGGACUGGAUUCGAACAAAAAUGAGGUCAAUAAUACCUUUGACAGAGUGACCACUUCUGUGUAGAGCUUCACCUCCAAGUUCUUACCUCCUGUGUCUUCCCCUGCUGUUGAAAUGGUCCUGUCUUCCAAGGAAUCUCAUCCAGCCCUUUGUCUUAACCAGAUCCUGACCCAUCAUCUCCUUGUUUCGCCUAUUGGAGGGUGCUGCUAUCUUGAAGGAAGUGCCUUAUACUAACUAGUUGUGGCACCAGUAAUCUCCAGAUAAUAUAUUUUUAAUGGAUUUUUGGUCACUUUUAAUGAGUAGAAUACACUACUGUACAACUUCACUUGUCAUUGUUGUCCUAUGUUGGAAGAAGGAGAGAUUUUGAUCCUCUUCCCUACAGUGCUGGGAUAUUUUAGACCCAGGUAUACUGGGUCCUACUGACAAGAGAUAUAGUUUUAUGUGAAAAAAAUACUUUUUUAAACAUUUUUGGCAGCUCAGAUGGUGUAAAUUUUAAAAUUUUGUAUAGGCAUUUCAUAAAAAAACUAUGUAUUUCUUUUUUGCUGUUGUUUUAUCUGGAAAACGGUACAUAUUUUACUAUCUGUGGGGGGGGAAAGACAGUCCUGAAGUAUUCAUUUGUAUUUGUACCACCCAGUUGUGCCUUAAUGUGUGUCUUGUUGUAUGUCAAACCAGUGCUGAAAAAUGGUAUCCCUAAGCAGUAAGAUUACAGGAAGAUGUGCUUUUUUAGCCAUAUAUGUCUUAAAUUAGUGGUCAACUUUUUUUUUUUUUUUUUUUUUUUUUUUUUUUAACCAACAACAGGGUAGGGAGCUAACAAAAGGGAUUCCUGAAUUGUACAUGAUAAUAUCUGUUUGAUUACCUGAGAGAUACAUCUGCAGAACUAAGCUUCUUCUGUAUGAUUACUUACAAUUUUUAAAACUUUACAUGAAGAAAAUGUCUUAAUUGUUCUAAUGCUGUGGGUUUGUUCCCUCUAGUGAGGUUUGUACCAUUUGUGCAAAAAAGAAUGCAACACAAAGCAUGGUAGGAGACUGGUUCAGAGUACAUUAGGAGAACAAGUAAAUGUACCACCUGAUGCUAUUGAAAAUGGCUUUAGAGGUUUUAUAUCCAGAUAUAAAACCAUAAUAAAGCAGAAACCUUAUAAAUAUACAAGAGCACCACCAGCGUCAUUAUGAGUGCAAUUUAAUUUGAAAAUCAAGUUUAUUGGGAAGAGUUACAAAAUGCUGUAGUUGUAUUUUGGCACAGGCAGAGGUGCGGAAGGGUUGUGUGGUGUGUGUGUGUGUAUGUGUGUCUGCGCGCGCGCGCAUAUGAGCGGGUAAGUGCAUGCUCUAUGUAUUUUUAUCUGUUAAUUUCUAUAAGAGCUAUAUAGGUAAUGAGUAUUUUGGCCCCAACAAUUUGUAAAGUGGCUUAAACAAGAAGUUGUGAUGUACAUCACUCACCUUGAUGAAAUCAUGCAUAGCCUUUUGGAAGAAUUGAAGAGUAUGUUAUUUUUGUGGGCGUGGGGGUUGGGGAGAGCAAAGAGCAAAUAAUAUGGACUAAAAUUAAGAUGAAAAUGAAUGCUGCAAAUUGCUAAAAGAGAUCAACAGAAUCAAGUCAAUGAAGUCAACUCAUCCUGGACAAUGGUACCCAAGACUUUCAUGAAUAGAUUAAAAUGUGUUUUUUAGUGAGCUGCAGUUUUCUCACUGAAUCUUUAUUUGGUUUUGUUCAAAUCAAAAGCCAUUUUCACUAAAGUAGUUUUGUACUUUUGUACAUGUAGUUUUGGCUUGGGCACCUUUGGGAGUUGAACUAUUACUCUUAGGUGGUCAAAUCAGCAUCAAUUAAUGCUCAUGUUCAUUAGCACAGUCUCUGGGUGGUAAAGGACAUGUGACUUCAGUUUUUUAUUGGACUAACUGAUCUUCAUGAAUUCUAAUUCUGGAGUCUUUAGCAACUAAUCAGAUGAAAUAAUUUUCUUACUAUAAAUUUCCUUAUUUAAUCUGCUCUUAUAAAAUUCUUUAAAAAACCAACUAAGUAUUUGUUGAAUUUCAUAUACUCUGCCAAAGAGUUUACAGGCCCUUUCUGUACCUCCCUCUUGGAAAUGGUUUGGAAUGUCUGCAGUUUUGUGCAUCAUGUCAUCCCCUAGUUGUUAACACUUUUGGUUAGAUGCAAGUGGACAGCUUGUUUUUUGGCUCAUAUGAUUUUAAAUCUGCAAGAAUGUUGUCAUGAAUAUGUUGUUUUUCAUCAGCUGAUCAAUUUAUUUAAAAAGAAAAAUAAUUUUUAUUCCAAAGGUAUUUUGUUUGUUUUGUUUUUUAAUAAAAAAACCUCUCUACUCUUUACUAUUCACUGAGUCAUGGCUACAGUAGAAUGGAACAAGGAUAAGAUCCUUCGGUUCUGUUUAUAUUUAAAAUUUUCAGACAUUUUAUGCUGUACUGUUUUUAUCUCUGUCCUGCUGGGAGGAGAAAGGCCUGAUCUACAAAGGUAAAAAUUUAGUUGAUCAGUGACUGUAACUUUUUACAGUGUGAGGAGUUGAAAACCUUUGGAACAAUUAAAAAAAAAAACUUAAAAUGUAUGCAGGAGUCAGCCAGGCAAAAUUAUAAGGAAAUACUCCUCCUAAGAUGACAUAUAGUAGAUAGUGAAUCUUAAGAAUGUAAGGCAAAAUUGAGAGCUGGUGACUUCUUUUACUCUCUUUGACUAUAGUGUGAAAAAUUCUUGACCUCUAGUUAGUUCAGACUGUAUGUAGCAGUUUCAGUGGCAUCAUUCUGUCUCUUAAGCAUUUCCUACAGGAAGAGGAAGAUCAAUAAUAUGUGGCUUAAAAUACUUCCUUGUUUUGUGUAGGUGAAAGGUGUGAGCAGUCAGAAAAGAGGUUGGAUUGCACUGUCUAUUCACCCCCCCCUUAUCUUUAUAUCACAUUUACAUGGAAGGAAAUGGUAUUCUCAUCCCAACCAAACAAACCAACUAAGGAAGUAUAACUACACACAUUAGAGAGGGUAUUCUUAACUUAUUUGAGGUGGGUUUUACAUCCUCUUGGCAUUUCAAUAAAACCUGUAGAUCACUUCUCAGAGUGAUCUUAAUGCAAAAAUUAAAAUAUUUAGAAUUACUAAAACAACAACAAUAACAACAAAUGAAAUUACAUUGAAUUAUAUCUAUCAAAAUGUUUUCCUUUAAAGUUCAUACAACAUAGGGUAAGAAUCCAUGCAUUGUAUGGGAGAGUAAAUAAAUUGUUAGUUGAAAUGUGGCCAGGAAAGAGAAUUAGAAGUUGAUAUGUUUGCUCUUGACACAUAAUAGUUUAAUUGUUUUCAUACUAGAAAAUUCAGAGGCAUGGACUACAUAACUCUAAUAUUUUCUAAUAUUCUAAUAUUCACUUUGUUAGCUCCACUCUGUCAGGAAGCUUGUUAACUAUCUUGAAGGUAAAAUAUUCCACGUGGAAGUUUGCUCACUAAACCAGUGCAGUGAUCUUUCUACCAUCUCUUGUGAAAUCUACCACAUUUAUAGAAAGAAGGCAAACAAAUAAUGAAAGAGAUAGAAGCUAGAGGGGAAAAAAUCUGGAAUUGACAGGAAAUUCUUUGAAAGCAGAUUUCAGCCUUGUUCCAGAGACUGAUACCCUUGCAAUGGGAAAAGUUAGUGACUAAUAUGGGAGUGGUUGUGCAACACAUUCAGAAUGAGGGAUUGUGUACUGUGCAGCUGCUCAUUAACAGAAAGAAAGAGUGUCUAUAGUCUCUGGAAAUUAAGAGGUGAUUACCAUGAGGAAGUGAAAAUCUCCAUUCAACCAUGGAUAUUGUCCAACUUUUAUAAGAGACAUUCUCAAUGUAGUCAAAUUGGCAAGUUGGGUUCUUAUCUUUCUUUCUCUUUUUUCUUUCUCUUUCAUUCUCUUUCUCUUCCUUCCUUCCUUCCCUCCCUUUCUUUCUUUCUUUCAACUGAAAGAAGCAAGAGAUCUCCAUGCUAGAAAAGAAAUGGCCUGCAUUAGACAUAAAAAUGAAUAAUCAAACACUAAACAACUUAACUUUAUCCUAGGAUGUUUACUUAUUUUGGAAAGCAUCUGGUCAAUUUAGAACUGAUCUGCCCAAGCAGAUCAACAUGCUCUUGGUCUCCUCCCUCUGUUUCCUAAAUAUUAUACACUCAAGGAAUGCAAAUUAUAAAAUAACCUAGCCAAAACAAAAACAGGAAGUGAUAAAAUGUGCUCUUACACAUUCUAAAGCUAAGGAUAGAAGCUGAACCUGUGAUUUCAAUAUUAUUAAAGAACUUUCAGAUGAGGGAAAAAAGCUCAUUGCAAAUUAGCAUCUCCACAAUUUCUAGUCAUAGAAAGUUGCCUAGAACACUCAGCAGAUGAGUGACUUGCCCAGGAUCAUAUCGGUAGAAUGUGUCAAGUGGAAUUUGAUACUUCAUGAGUUCCAGUUAGUCAAUAAACAUUUAAGUGCCUACUAUUUCUCUAGACUCUGUGCUA